AUGACAUCCGCGACAUCUCAUUAUCAAGCAACCCAAGCCGCCGAAAUUUUCGGGCCACCGCCUGUGAGUUAUCCGGUAAUUUCUGUCAAUCAACAGACCAACGAGCCCACCCACCGUGCCAUGAACACUGGGUCGGCCAGCCGAGUUAUCAUCCAAGUUACCACGCAGACUUCUAUUCCACGGCAGGUCAGCUUCAUUCCAAACGAAGCUAGUGCAGACUAUCACUCCGGCCAGCUCCGAUCUUUCACCUCAAACCCACCAGCUAAAAGUUUAGACCUACCCGAUAAAGACCAGCCGAGCAACCCCAACCACCAGUCGUUGGAAACACCAGACUCCUGGAAUCACGCCCUUAAUACACAGCGAGGUAGCACCGUGGGGCAAAUGGCGUACCCCAAAACACCACAAAUGUCAAUCCAGACUUUCUCGGGGAAUCCUCAGGAGUGGCCAUCUUUUAUAGCAAGUUUCAAAGUAAUCAUACAUGAUGCCUGUAGCUCCAACGUAGAACGUCUUUAUCAUCUGAGGAAUCACCUCGCGCAAGAAAUCCGUGAUCGAAUCGGCGAAGUUCUUCUUCACCCAGGGCUAUAUCAACACGCCUUGAAAGAGCUACAUCGCAAGUACGGCAACCCGCAACUAGUCGCACAAGCAUGUAGCGAUAAACUACUCUCGCUCACUUCAUUCAAGGAGGAUGACCACAGGUCACUGAGAACGUUUAGUGCUAAGGUGCGAGGAGUUGUUGCUACGUUAAAAUACGGGGGAUACUCAUCUCAGCUAGAGUGCUUUUUGACAAUUCAACAACUAUCGUCCAAACUGCCUCUUACUCUUCGAAAAAGUUGGGGGAAAAAGAGUUGGAGCCUCCAACCAAAGCUACCAACCCUCAUAGACUUCGACGACUGGCUUGACGAAACAUACAUGGAGGACUCAAGAGCGCAAAUUAAAACCCAAAAAGAAACUGUUAAAUCCCCACGCGAUCGCCACAGUAUCUUUGCCGUAACCUUCGAAGAAUGCCCUGCAGGCUGUCGCGAACCCCACCGGCUGGAAAAUUGCCAACGUUUCGACAACCUAACGGUAGACAAGAGAGCUGAACUUAUCAAAAACAGGAAGCUGUGCUUCAGAUGUCUAAAAGGGGGCCAUAGAAGCGUCGACUGCACACAAGAUAAAGCUUGCCCAAAAGAAGGUUGCAAAUACAGACACCACGUCUUACUCCAUGGGGCCCCAGUAAUAUGGAAAGGAAACCGAGCAUCACGUAACCACAACAGAGCGUCUUACGUAACUUCCAACUUCCGCGGCUCUACCUCCUCACACGCUAGCUAUACCUACCUACCAAUUGUACCAAUACUCGUGUGUGCUAACGGGAAGGAAGUCCGUACCUACGGCCUCUUAGACAGUGGCAGCCGAGUAACACUUAUCAGAGAAGACGUCUCAAAAUCUCUGAAGCUAAAAGGGGAAUGGGAGCAGUCGCAAUUCCGAACCUUUCACGCCCAGGAUCCACUAAUCAGAGUACGAAAAGUACAGUUCACGAUCACCCCACUGGACCGUAAAGAAAAAUUCUACGUGGAAGAAGCAUACUCCAUAGACAAGCUGAACAUCCAGGGUCGCGUGGUUCCACCAAACGAGUUAGCAGAAUGGCCGCACCUAACACGCAUCAAAGUACCAGAAUUACCUGGCGCCGAAGUUACAGUUCUGAUAGGUAUGGAGCUCACCGACGCCCACGACGUAAUAGAAAUAAAAAGGGAAGUCAAUCAGAAGAACGCACCUAUGGCGAUUCACACUCUCUUCGGUUGGUGCAUCGUGGGGCAAAUGCGCAAAAGACAAAAAUCAAACACCCUCGAUGUGUUCGCGACAACUCAAGACGAAAAGGUUGACUUUCAAACGACAGUUCAAAAAUUCAUCACCGGCGAAGAACUAAACACCCACCCCGACGUUAAGGUUCCCAUACCUCCCAGAGACUUAGAAGCGCUAAGGAAAAUCAACGCUUCAAUAAGACACAACGGAGAAAGAUACGAGAUCGGCCUACCUUUCAAAUCCUCUGAACCAGCACUACCCGACAACUACCAUGCCGCUCUAAGACGGCUUUACACCCUCGAAAGUAAAUUCCGAUCAGACCCCACGUUUACCGCCAGAUACGCAGCUAACAUGAAAGAUUAUGUCACCCUAGGGCACGCCAAAGAACUCGGCAAAGAAGACAUAAACUCUACCAAACCGGGAAGAUCUUUCUACCUGCCCCACCAUGGGGUGGUAAACCCGGGGAAACCACAUAAAGUCAGAACAGUCUUUGAUGCCUCGGCAAGGUGCAAUGGCGUAUCUCUUAACGACCGACUGCUUAAGGGUCCCGACCUUUUAACCAACCUAGUGGGUAUUCUCAUUCGUUUCAGACGAUUCAAGAUCCCAGUAACCGCAGAUAUCGAAAAGAUGUUCCAUCAAGUAAAAGUAUCUCCGAAAGACCGCCCUGCCUUAAGAUACCUCUGGCGGGAACCAGGCUCUUUAUAUCCACUCAAGGUUAUGGAAAUGCAAGUACAAAUCUUCGGAGCGAUCUCGUCGCCAACCAUCUGCUCGUUCGCCCUUCGUAAAACAGGAAUAGAUAACGAGCACGAAUUCCCCGGAGUAGCCAACAAAAUCAUCAACCACUUUUACGUCGACAACUAUAUGGACUCCUUCGACAACCACGUAGACGCGAUCCAAACCUGCAACCAACUAAGGCAGUGCCUACUCCGCGGCGGUUUUAAGCUGACCCAAUGGAUCUCGUCGGACAAAGAAACCCUAGCAUCACUUCCAGGCUCCCUGCUAGCUAAACCGACUCUUAAUCUAGAUUUGGACGAUCUCCCCACGGAACGAACCCUAGGUCUUCAGUGGAAUUGCCAGUACGACACAUUUGAACUACACAUCGAAGUACCAGAAAUAGGUAAAACCAAAAGGGAGCUCCUGAGAUCAGUAGCCAGCGUCUUCGAUCCGUUAGGAUUCCUAGCCCCAGUCAUGUUCUCAACCAAACAACUCUUACGAGACGCAUGGGAGAACUCAACUUCAUGGCAUGAUCCACUCGAGGAGAAUCUUUUGAGUCGUUGGAGGCAAUGGAAUGCACGGUGCAGUCGUUUACAUCAGAAUGGAGUUCUCAGAACGAGUCGAAACCGCCUUCGUCUGCGCGAAAUCAAGAAUUUCACCAAAAAAACCAUGCACGAUUCCCCGCCUCGAGCUUAA
Messenger RNA from Daphnia magna, 3192 nucleotides. RefSeq lists its product as uncharacterized. The transcript has a single exon. Bases 1 to 3192 code for a protein of 1063 amino acids. The record is from RefSeq and is a predicted model, not a curated record. Lineage: Eukaryota; Metazoa; Arthropoda; Branchiopoda; Diplostraca; Daphniidae. Gene Ontology annotation, molecular function: nucleic acid binding; zinc ion binding.